AUGCCUCCUAGGACGAAACCCAGACCGCGAUUGCCCCCGAAGGGUCCACCAAAGAGGAAGCGCUGUGAAGACUCGCAAAGCGGCUCCGACGAUUGCAAUACUCGGAAAGAGGGAGCAAGGAAGGCUCGCAGGAGUAAGAACAAGAUCCCUUCGCUUGAUCAAACUGAUAUUCAGGAGGUUGCACGCACCAAGGAAGCUCAAGGGCUCAAAAUAGAAGAGGAGCUCCACCGCACCUUGAUUGGCUCCUUCCGCAUGCCCGCUUCGUCUCUCGACUUUCAAUGGAGGGGAGCAGAUACGACAAACCAGCGCAGGGUAUCACCUGAUCACGUCAAAAAAAUGCUGAUGCAUUUUUACACAAGUGGACUAAAACGCUGCGCCAAAGAACACCACAUAGCUGCCAUCAUUAGCCGACAGAUGUUUGACGAAGCUGUGCAGACAACGGUCAGGGCCACGGGGAUCAAUCCUGUAAAUGCCCAAACCAUAAAUGCCCAAACUAAACCCAGGGAGGAACCAGAAAAGGCCCUUCUAGGGCGCGUUACAGUGCCUCGGGCAGACUCCCAGGGCAUGACCGAAAACGAUCGGGUUCACGAGGCCAGUAUUCGUUAUCCAUUCCUAGUUCUGCCUGCAGGUGUCACGGUGGAAGCCCAGUCUGGACAACACAGAAUUCAUGCGUUGCGGCAGCUCUUUACCGAGGAACUAGACAAGUGGUGGGUGAUUGAUUUAUACGAUGAUUCAGUCAGCAAUGCGGCCAAGGAGAAGCUACGGAUGAAUAUUCUUGAGCUCCACAAAGCACCGACGCUUGCGGAGACCUGGGCAAACCUCCUGCUAUACCAACGGGAAAAUGACCAGAAUGCCACAGACGCGACACUCGCUACCAUGAGCUCGCCCACGAAGGUGAAGCAGCUACUAUAUUCUGAUCAGUACCGGAAUGCCAUCACACAGGCCUUGCGCAACCGAGGGGUUUGGAAAAACUUUACCGGCGGGAGGUUUGGUGCAUUCCUGCCGAUGCGGUGUGUUGAGGAGAAUGUUCGAUAUCUCACCCGUGUGGCGAAGAUAUGGGACUAUAUCGGCGAGGAUAUUCCGGGAUUCCACGAAUCCAUUGAUGAGAUGACCCUGAAGUAUCUGGAAGGCCUUGCUCCAGCACGCUUUGUUGAGGAUGCAAGGGCGGUGGAGGAAGGCAUGGAAAGCAACAAAUGGUUUUUCAAGAUUGCUGAUAAGAAAUACAGGUCCGUCAUCAAAUCAAGGUUGCAGAGCAUCGACUACCGAAUUCUCUCCUUGAAUACCUUUUGGGAGGACAUCAAAUCGAUGUCCUAUUUUUCUCGGGUGAUGGCCGAUGUGGCCUUCUGGCUAACGGAAGAAUUCUCUACCUCCGUCAGAGCAGGAGGUGCCGCCGCACAUAGCCUAGCAGCUACGUUCCGAGUUGGCUUUCGGUCCGAAACUAUCCACGCCCAGCUUACCAUUUGUGGCGACACCCUAGUACCACUCAGGCUACCCGAAGGAAAUCCUUUACCAGAUAACGUUUACCGGGUACAAGCCUACAGGGAAGUUUGGCUUUUUGUGAUACGCAAUUUCUUCUCACUUCACAGAGCACUAGAUCCCAGGCCAAACGAUAGUGGUGUCGAGCCAUUGCCUUGGGUCAUUAGUGGGGUUUCGUUCACAGACGACAUGUCACGGCCAAAGAUCGAGGCAUAUAACAAUCGCUUUUGCAUUCCGGAGUGGAGGCAGCUUUGGGAGUUUUCCAAGACUCUAGGGUUCGACCCAGCUUACGCGGAGAGCAUCGGCAUCGGUCCACAACACUGCAAGCUCCCCACGAUACCGGCGCGAAACCCCGAGGCUGCAUCAAAGCUUAAUGACAUGAGACGACUGAGCGAUGCUGUAACCUCCGUCCGGCCCAGUAUGACUGCAGCAGGGGUUGCAUCUUUGUGUGAAGACUUCUUCAAAAAGCUGCCCCCCUUGUCCGAAGAUGAGCUGCAAUCAUUUGGAGAGGUAUGCCCGCGGACUCAAUCCCCUAUCCGAAGGACCGGGUCCUUGGAGGGCGUCUGGCUGCCCGAGUUCCAUCAGGAAUACGACAAGAUUGCUUACAACGUCAUGAUAGCUUACAACGUCAUGGUGGCGUGCCAGACCACCUCCCUGGAAGAAGAUGCUGCCCGCACUUCGUUAUCCUGGUUCGUCAAAAGAGACUUUAUCUGGAGCUUUCUCCACUCAUUCCAGAGUCCUGGACCUAUCUUUGCUCCAAGGGAAGGCCCCUGGCCCCCCCCGUCAAAACCCGUGAAAUCAAAAGAGUGCAUUGAUCUCUCCGACGAUGACGACCUACUAAGAGCCUAUAUGGAUGACCCUAGCUUGUCCAGUGGUGGGGCGCGCGGGAAACGCGCCAUGCAAUCACCGCUCGCAUCGAUAUCAGUCCCCACCUCGGUGGGAGGAUCACCUCCCCUCGCCCCCCAGGCUUCUUCCGGUCCUACCUCUGCCUCUCCUGCUUCUCAGAUCUCUGCUGCUCCCCCGGACCCCAUUCCGCGACGCUUACCCCGAAUUCAAGUUGCAGAGCCUGCAACCCCCCUUGAAGAGCCGCCGCUAUUAUACACGGAUACCGAAGAGAAAACUCGGCGAAAGUCCCUGCCUAAAAAAUUUCCCCUCCUCAGAAAGUCGAAGGCGAGCGGUAGCGCCGCUAAUGUUGAUCGAGAGGCCGAGAGGAGAAGACAACGAGCAGUAUCUAUUAUCAAAGGCAGUAGUAUGGGUAGGAUACCUGAUCAAGGCAAGUCUUCAUUUUUACCCGAGGAUGAGGAGGACGGGGAAAGAUGUGAGUAG
Molecule: messenger RNA, 2802 nt
Organism: Morchella importuna
Lineage: Eukaryota; Fungi; Ascomycota; Pezizomycetes; Pezizales; Morchellaceae
Exons: 4
Coding region: 1-2802 (933 amino acids)
Source: RefSeq, a predicted model, not a curated record